UCCAGGUAAAGCCCUGCCCACAAUGACUUUACACUAUUUGCAGAGAAGAAGUGGCUAGAGUUUUGACCGCUAGCACACACACACACGGUUUCAGCCAAAACAAAGACAAGAAUACCCUCGCCCACCAAAUUUUCCAAAGAUGUUCCUGUAUAUUCUCCUGGCGUGUUUUGGGAUCGUGCAGUGUUAUCCUAAUGGACUGGUCAGCGAAUCGUGUGGAUCUUUGAUGCCUGUUCACGGGUCUAACGCUCAGACCAGCGUUCCUCCGUUCACCGUUACUGUUGACAAGACCACCUUUAAAGAGGGAGAUGAAAUCACAGUAUCUUUAAAUGCACCAUCAGAAAAUUUUGAAGGGUUUAUGUUACAAGCAAAUCUAGUUGGAUUGAUUAAUCCCAUUGGCACUUUUACUGUGACGGACAGCACAGCACGGGGCCUCACCUGCAAUAACGUGGCUAAUAGAGCAGUUUCUCACACAACUAAAUCUGGAAAGACUUCAGUGCAAGCUAAAUGGACGGCCCCUAUAUCUGGACUUGGCAAUAUAGAGUUCAGAGCAACAUUUGUUAAAAGAAAAGAAACCUUUUGGGUUGGUGUCAAGAGCUCUGCUGUUGUGUAUAAUGGUACAGGAACCACUGCUACUGUAGCUCCGACUGUCCCAUCAAACCCUGAUUGUGGGAAAACCAAAGUCUGCUUCAGUCAGCCUAGCAACUGUGACCCAACUACCAGCACAGACUGUCACUUCAUGGCAGUUCAGACAUCAUCCGACCAAUCUGAAAGGACCAUUGAAAUGUUUGGCCAGGCCGAUGGAUAUGUCGCCAUUGGGUUUUCAGAUGACCAGAACAUGGGCAAUGAUGACAUCUACACCUGUGGUAAAAACAGCAGCGGCUUCCUUCAAGUGCAACACGCUUAUUCCACAGGAACAGUGACUCCAAAUAUUCUCUCACUGGGGAAUGUGACUAAUAUCAAGACAGCAUUGACGAAUGGAAAUAUCAAUUGUUCUUUUACUUCUCGUAAUGCCAUCAGCACAGGAAGUAGAGCAACGUCCACUAGCCAGUACUACCUCAUGAUUGUUUCCGGACCCUCAAAUAAAGAUAACAUCCUGUUCCACACAACCAAAUAUGUCAGUAGCACCAAGGCUGAUUUGCUGAAUCCAUCCAUGGUCACCGCAAACAGUGAAGAAUUCCCAGCAAUCGUUAAAGCCCACGGUGCCCUGAUGUUAAUCGCCUGGAUGACCACGGGCAGUAUGGGGAUGAUGAUAGCACGCUAUUUAAAGGGAGUUGCCAAGGGCCAAUGUUUAGGCGGGAAAGAUUUCUGGUUUCUGGCCCACGUGUCUCUGAUGAUCCUGUCCGUCAUCGCCACAGCAAUUGCAUUUAUACUGGUGUUUUCGUAUGCGCAGGAUUGGGCUGGGGGAGCUCAUCCUGUCCUGGGCUGUAUAGUGAUGGUCCUCAGUCUGAUUCAGCCCAUAGUCGCUGCUUUCCGCUGUGAGCCGCAGCAUGAGCGGAGGUUUAUUUUCAACUGGGCCCAUUCCUUUACUGCUUUAGCUAUCAAAGUCCUUGCAGUUGCUGCAAUUUUCACUGGUCUGGAACUGUUUGAAGAAUAUAAGACGGAUGGAUGGAUGUUGAAAGUUAUGGGAGGUUUUAUUACCUGGGAGGCUCUGAUAUACAUUCUCCAAGAUCUUAACUUUCGCGCCAGGAAAAAAGAUUCUGAAAUUUGCAGCUUUGGAUCGAUGAAACCUGAAAUAGUCCUGCUUAUGGUGUUUUUGUUGGGAAACCUGGCCUUCUUGAUAGCACUUCUUGUUGGAAUAGGGACGACUUAAGUUCACCUAAUAUGCAUCGGCCUUCCUCACUGGUUGAAGCAAUUUUUUUGACACUAUCAUUGUAUAAGUAAUAGUUCUCAUCAUAUGACACAUAUAUAUAUAUAUAUAUAUAUAUUAUCUCUACACAAUUUUUUGUUCAUUUUUAAGCUAUCUUUCUGUGCCAAUAUCAAUUACAGAUUCACCAUUGUGCCUUUGAGUGUAAGGAAUAUGUGAGUUGCUAUUAGGAGAAUGUUCUUGCAGUGACUGUCAGUUGCUCACUGAGAUGGUCAAUAGUUUAAUCACCUCGGUCCCUAAUUACAGAGGUCAGAAAACAUCCAAUUGUGUUUUUUUUUUUAAACUUUACAAAUGACUUUAUUAGCUGUACAAGUAUUUUUAUAUAUUUGUAUAUACAGAGAGAUUAUAUUGUGAUUGUAACUUAAGUGUAUAUGUUAGCAGCUUUCAUCCACUAGAUGGCAGUGUCAUGACAGUUCUUUUUAAACAUCCAUGUGAUGUUUUGUUGUGAAUUCAGGCUAUUCGAGGGAGAAAAUGAACUCUCCGAUAUUUAUUUCGAUUAAUGUAUGAACCAUUUUGUUUACUUUUUGGAUUAAUAAUUGCUAAUUUGCUCAUGCUAAAAUGUAUGAAUGAAUGAUGAAUAUUAACUGAAUGACUUGUUAAACUGGACCAAUCCAUUAGUCACAAGUAGCCUAUGACAGAAAUCAGGAAGUGUUGACAACCCUCCUUUUAAAAUUGUUUCCCCAUGUGUUUAAUUUAAUAAAAUGAAUUAAGUUUCUAAAGAGCUCUUAAAAUGUUUUAAGCCUAACCGUGUUUGCAUCCAUUUUGCCUCUUUAAUGUGGCAUAUUUCUGUGUAAAACAACAUAAGAAAAGCAAGAAAAUCAGAGAACUGGAAAAGAUUUGAACCAUUCUGAAUAAAGUGUUAAAAGUGUCCCAAAAGGAUUUGAUGAUGUCAGCAAAAAUAAAGAUAAUUUCAGAGGCGGAGAAAGCUGUUCCAUUUUCAUGAAAAAUUGUGAAAACUAUUUAAUAUGUAAAAAACAUGCACUGAUGAAUUGUUUGCAUUAAAAGCAGAAAAAUUUUGAACAA
Molecule: messenger RNA, 2887 nt
Organism: Pimephales promelas (fathead minnow)
Lineage: Eukaryota; Metazoa; Chordata; Actinopteri; Cypriniformes; Leuciscidae
Source: RefSeq, a predicted model, not a curated record